This is a messenger RNA of Solanum tuberosum (potato), 1147 nucleotides long. Its product is annotated as transcription factor bHLH94-like. The coding region runs from base 208 to 1098 and encodes 296 amino acids. The transcript is spliced from 3 exons. Lineage: Eukaryota; Viridiplantae; Streptophyta; Magnoliopsida; Solanales; Solanaceae. The record is from RefSeq and is a predicted model, not a curated record. Gene Ontology annotation, molecular function: RNA polymerase II cis-regulatory region sequence-specific DNA binding; DNA-binding transcription factor activity, RNA polymerase II-specific; protein dimerization activity. Gene Ontology annotation, biological process: regulation of transcription by RNA polymerase II.
ACUCAUAUACUAUUUACAAAAACCACAAAGUUAGUGUGCAAAUUCAAGAGCUCUCUUCCCUUCUCUCUUCUUUGACCUUCUUUCUCUUUGGUCAUUUGAAAUUCUUUGGGAAAAAAAACAUUAACUCCAAUUAUUUUCUCUCUCACUUUCUUGGCCUUUAAUUUCUAACAUAUGUUAGGGACAAAAAGGUAAAUAAAUAAAAGAAUCAUGGCAUUAGAGACAGUGGUUUACCCUCAAAAACAAUAUAAUGGCUAUGUUUGUAAAGAAUUUUAUGGCUAUGAAGAGCAAGAAAGUUCCAUUAUUCUUGACAAUAAUUGGAAGUACACUUCAUCUUGUAAUUAUUCAAUGAUGCAAAAUCAAGUGAAAUUAGGAGAUUGCAAUAUUGUUGAGGAGAAUAGUAAUAAUAUGCUGUUUUUGGAGGGUUCAUCUGCAAAUUCAAAUUCUUUAAGGUGUUGCACGAAGAAAAGGAAACGAACAUGUAAUAAUAAAGACCAGAGAAUGAUACAUAUAGCUGUGGAGCGAAAUCGGCGAAAACAAAUGAAUGAUUAUCUUACUAUUCUUCGAUCUUUGAUACCAUCUUCCUACGUUCAAAGAGCGGACCAAGCAUCAAUAAUUGGAGGAGCCAUAAACUUUGUAAAAGAGCUAGAGCAUAAUCUCCAAACUCUACAAGCUCAAAAGACAUUAAUUUCUCAGCUCGAAAAAAGCGAUAUAUCAUCAUCACCAUUUUUUGCUGAUUUCUUCUCUUUCCCACGAUACUCAAAUUGUUCAUGUGAGUCAUCAGUAGCAGUCGAGAAAUCUCGACCACUACUGAUGAGUCAUGACAUACAAGUGAACUUAGUAGAGAGUCAUGUCAACCUCAAAAUAGUCUCAAAGAGAAGACCAAAACAACUCAUGAAGAUAGUAGUUGGCCUUCAAUGCUUGUGGCUUACUAUUCUUCACCUUAAUGUCACUACUGUUCAUGACCAAAUUGUUCUUUACUCCAUCAGUACUAAGCUAGAGGAAGGGUGCCAAUUGACAACAGUAGAAGAAAUUUCUCAUGCUGUUAACCAAUUAUUGGAUAGAAUUCAAGAAGAGGAGGCUACUUCAAGUUCAAACUAAUAAUUUUUUUCUCAAAAAUAUAAUAGCUCUUGUUUAUUUAAUUUCUAUA